This is a messenger RNA of Canariomyces notabilis, 2696 nucleotides long. RefSeq lists its product as uncharacterized. The transcript has 2 exons. Gene Ontology annotation, biological process: intra-Golgi vesicle-mediated transport. The record is from RefSeq and is a predicted model, not a curated record. NCBI's taxonomy places the organism in Eukaryota, Fungi, Ascomycota, Sordariomycetes, Sordariales, Chaetomiaceae. Gene Ontology annotation, cellular component: Golgi apparatus; COG complex. The coding region runs from base 282 to 2696 and encodes 804 amino acids.
GCGUCGACCGACGAAGUACCGUUCCCGACCACAACCAUAUCGCAUACCACAGGCCAUUGCCCGCUGGAUCUGCUCAGUCAUCAAUGGCACAUCCAACAUAGCAAGCAGUCAAUUCCGGCAACCGCUCGCUACGCACAGCCCCCUACCCUGCGUCCGCCGUUGAUUGGAUUCUCAUCCCCCUCGCACCAGACCCUGCCCGCUCUCAAAUCCUUAACCGGCCUCUCCUACCCUACAAGAAAAGCCAACAACGAAAAGGCAAAAUAGAAGCAAAAAUAGACAAGAUGACCGCCCUACCGGCAAACCUAGACCUGCACUCCCCCGACCUGACGUCCUCAGCACAGCUAUUCACCUCAACAACACCUUCCUACACACUACCACAACUGCGCGCCGUGCACAAUGCGGUGCGCGGGGAGGUGGCUGACGUGGCGGCCCGCCUGCGCACCCAGGUGGGCGGGUCCUACCGCGAGCUGCUGGGCACGGCCGACACCAUUGUCGCCAUGCGCGCCGACAUGGAUGCCGUCCGAGCUGUCCUCGGCGACAUGGGCGCCCGCUGCGGCCGCGGCGUCGUCGCGGGCAAGGCCCAGGGGUUGAGGGCGUUUGUUACUGCUGGUUGGGUUGGGGGGUUUCGUGGUGGUGGUGGCGCUGGGUUGGGUGGGCUGGCUAGGGAGAGGUUUCUGGAGGGUGUUGAGUUGGGGUUGGAUAAGGUUACGAGGGAUCUUAGUGGUGGUGGUGAUGCUGGUGAAGGGACGGGGGAUGGGUUGGUGGUUGCUGCCAGGCUGUACGUGCUAGGGAGGUUGCUCGUCAAGAGCUUUGCGGGAGAGGGGAAGGGGAAUGGGAGGGUAGAGGAGAUCAAGAGGGGCCUGGAGACGGUGCAAAGGGCGAAGUUGAUGAGGAGGAUCGAUACUGUGCUGAGGAGUGGAAGUCGCAGGAGGAUGAAGCAGGGUGACGUGCUCAAGGCGUUGAGCGCGUACAGUCUUGCUACGACUUCCGGGGCUCGGGAUGUGCUGAGGCACUUUCUGAAUGUCAGGGCUGAGGCGAUUGCGAUGGCGCUCGAGGUGGACGAGGAUGAGCGGGCGGCGCGGAAUCCGAAGGACGUGCUGCGGGCGCUGGGCCUCUAUACCAAAACACUGCAGGACGUGCAGACGCUGGUUCCGCAUAAGCUGACCGAUGCGCUGGUUUCACUGAAGGACGAGCGGUUACUGGAGAAUGCGUCGUUAAAGGAGAUUGAGGGGCUACGGUUGGAUAUUUACAAGCGAUGGUGUGGGGAUGAGAUUCAGUUCUAUACGCCAUUCAUACGCCAUGACGAUCUGGAUGGGGAACAGGCCCGGGAGAUGCUCACUAAUUGGGCCAGCAAAGGAAGCAAGGUCUUGCUUCAGAUGCUGGAGAAGACGCUGGAGGGCAUGACCGAAUUCAAGGCCAUCGUCGAGCUGCGUACCAGCGUUCUGAAGCUCUGGAUCGCUGAAGGCGGCAGGGCGCGCGGCUUCGAUCCUUCAGUCAUGCUGGAUGACCUCCGCAGUGCCGUCAGUAAGCAUAUGCUGCGGGUUCUCGAAGCAAAAGUUGCCAAGCUACGGCUCGUGGGCUCGGAAGUAUCUGCAACUCUUGAAGCCUGGCGGGAGGGCACCACCGAUCAGCACCAGAGUCUGUGGGACGUGGAUUCGUUCGACACUGACCUCUCCAACGGCGCCGCCCAGUUCGCACAGGACGUUGUCGCACGACUUUGCGGCCGGAACAAUGCUGUGUCCAAGGCUGUGACAAGCUACCGAUCGUGGUUUCAUGUUAUUGAAGACGUCGGUAAGGUUGUGGAUCAGCUAAGGCGGCAGAGGUGGGACAACGAUGUCGAUGAAAUCGAAGACGAGGAGACGAUUGAAGAGCGCCAGAAGCUGCUUGCCAAGGAAGACCCCCAGGCGCUGAGCAAGCAUUUGGAUCGCUUGCUGGUUGAGGCGUUCAGAAAGUUAGAUGACCACCUCACGGUGCUGUGGAAGGAGCAGCAAGAGGGCCCGAACAGGGGGGCGGUCGCCGUGUACCUCCUGAGGGUUAUCAGGGACAUCCGGGCGCGGUUGCCGGAUGUGGACGCGCUUAGGGUCUUCGGUUUAGCUGCGGUGCCACCGCUGCAUGAGGCAUUGGCUGCGACAGUGGUCGUGUCACCCCUGGAUGACUUCGCCACCGUGGCACUUGCCCGGAAGACGGUUGUCGGAAGGGGCCUAUGGGAGGGAGAGCCGGCGCUACCCGGGUCACCGUCGCCGGGAGCCUUCAAGCUCCUCAGGGAUCUAACAGCUGCUAUGGGCGAUGCGGGCGGGGAUCUGUGGAGUCCUGCGGCUGUUACUGUGCUAAAACAAGAUCUGGCCCACAAGCUCACUGGAAUAUGGCUAGAGGCACUCGACAACUUGGACAGGGACUCCGAAGAGGCAACGAAAACAGCUUCUGAUGGUGACGAGGCCGGCCAGGAUGAACCAACCAAGGAAACUACAAGCCUAGAGCAACGGCAAGACCUGCUGGUGCAGUGGCUUCUAGACAUACACUAUCUCCGGCUAUUCCUUGUACCACAACAAGGGUCUCAGAAAGCUGUGCUCAAGGAGCUUGAAGAAGCGAUUCUCAAAAAGACGGGUCUGGAAGACCCUGCUCUUGUGGACAGGCUGGCCAAGGCGUCACAAGAGUAUUCCAAGAGGACCGGACUGCUAUUCGGCUUGUUGACCUGA